GGACGCACUGAGGAGCAGCUCUGCUUCUUCUUCUUCUUCUUCUUCUUCUUCUUUCUUUUUUGUUGUUGUAUCGCUUGUACCGCUUGCAGCCGCACCGCUGUUGUCACUUCAGGGGGUUCUUCUUCUUUUUUUUAAUUUGCAACAUGGGCUCCGUGCUACCCGCCGACUCUUUGGCUCUCAAGUCUGGAUUUAAGUGUCCGAGCCGCUCGCUGUCAGACGUGAUCACCUCGGACAUCCUGCACAGCUUCUUGUACGGCAGGUGGAGGAACGUGCUGGGCGAACACCUGGCGGAGGAGCGGCAGAGCGGCAGCCCCAAGACCGCCUUCACCGCCGAGGUGCUGGCGCAGUCCUUCGUCGGAGAGGUGCAGAAGCUGUCCAGCCUGGUGCUGCCCAGUGAAGUGAUCAUCGCUCAGAGCUCGAUCCCCGGAGAAGGUCUGGGCAUCUUCUCGAAGACCUGGAUCAAAGCAGGAACUGAGAUGGGCCCUUUCACAGGGAGAGUCCUGUCCCCGGAACACGUGGACCUGCUCAAGAACAACAACCUCAUGUGGGAGGUGUUCAAUGACGACGGCACGGUGCGCUACUUCAUCGAUGCCAGCCAGGAGGACCAACGCAGCUGGAUGACUUACAUAAAGUGCGCCCGGAAUGAACAAGAGCAGAACCUGGAGGUGGUGCAGAUCGGCAGCAGCAUAUUCUACAAGGCGUCGGAGACUAUCCCGCCAGACCAGGAGCUUCUUGUCUGGUAUGGAAACACUCAGAACACGUUCCUGGGAAUCCCCGGAGUUCCGGGAAUAGAUGAAGAACAACUGAAGAAAACUAGGAAUGAGGACUCUCACUCCUGCGAGGGCCCUUCCUCUGGCUCCCCACCCGCCUGCACAACCACAGCCAGUCGGAUGCGCUGCGUCAUCUGCCACCGCGGCUUCAACUCCCGCAGCAACCUGCGCUCCCACAUGCGCAUCCACACCCUGGACAAGCCCUUCGUCUGCCGCUUCUGCAACCGCCGCUUCAGCCAGUCGUCCACGCUCCGAAACCACGUCCGACUGCACACCGGGGAGCGGCCCUACAAGUGUCACGUCUGUCAGAGCGCCUACUCCCAGCUGGCGGGCCUGAGGGCGCACCAGAAGAGCGCGCGGCACAAACCCGCGGCGCACGCCGCCGAAAUGUUAUCCAAAGUGUCCCCUCCUCCCCCACAGAUGACGGCCAUGCCCCACCAGCACCAGAUGCCCCUGGCGCACCACAUCCCCACCAUGGUGCUAUGAUGACAGGCAGACGGAGGGACAGUCACGCAGAACAACGUUGCACUUUAGGUUACAGCUGUAGGGGAGAAGUAAAGGAGAUCCUGAUGGGACAGGCCUCCACUAAGGGAAUACAGGAGUUGAUGUGAUAGCAAAGCGUCUCACAGACUUUUGAAUAUGUUGCCUUAUUUGUAUUGCUUGUAUUUUUUGGCUAUCAUGCGAUCAGAAUUCCAGCAGAAAGAUGUUUUAAUGUUUGUCUUUGGAAAGCUGAAAUGUGCUGAAAAACAACUCUGAAGAUUUUACAAAAAAAGUUUGUUAUUCUCGUGUAAUCUUUAAACCUGUGUCAUACAUCACUACAAAUGUGGGAGAAAAACCCCCGAUAUUUUCCACAUUUUUAAACUGAUUAUUUUGCAUCACAUCCUCACCAGCUCAGGUGAAAACAGUCAAAUAUUUGUCGAGUAAGUGGACACUAAGGGACGUGGCCACCAGUGUACAUUGUUUCAGCUGCAUCCUCACUGUAAACUGAAAUUGUCACUUUAAUCUUGCACAGACUGUAUACUAUACUGUUGUGUAAAUGUAAAAUUGUAUUGUAUUGCUAUACUGUACAUGUGAAUGUAAAUACA
Messenger RNA from Anarrhichthys ocellatus (wolf-eel), 1855 nucleotides. It is a transcript of the gene prdm12a, whose product is annotated as PR domain containing 12a. The transcript is spliced from 5 exons. Gene Ontology annotation, cellular component: nucleus. Gene Ontology annotation, molecular function: histone methyltransferase binding. The record is from RefSeq and is a predicted model, not a curated record. NCBI's taxonomy places the organism in Eukaryota, Metazoa, Chordata, Actinopteri, Perciformes, Anarhichadidae. Gene Ontology annotation, biological process: neurogenesis; regulation of gene expression. Bases 144 to 1256 code for a protein of 370 amino acids.